AUGUCCUACUACUUCACAAUCCUCUCCCCCACAGAUGCCCCGCUCUUCAAUCUCGCCUUCGGCACCUCCAAAGGCGGCGGAGAUGGCAUCGCCCGAUUCCGCUUCCCAGACACAGCCCAGUACAUGAACCAAUUCAUCAUCCACUCGAGUCUCGACAUCGUCGAGGAAGCCCAAUGGAUGAACGGCAACAUGUAUCUCAAGCACAUCGAUACCUACCCCCCAGCCUCAGCGUACAUCUCCGCCUUCCUCACCCCGUCCGGCACCCGCUUCCUGCUCCUCCACCAGCCGCCCCAGCUUCCAUCGGCAGGCAGCACGGGCUCCGGCUCCUCGCUGCUGGGCUCGUCCUUCUCCGUGGGCGGGGGCAGCUCCACGCGGGCCUCUAGCAGCUCGAUUGCGGCGAAUCCGACCGCGCCGCAGACCGAGGAGGCCGUGCGCCAGUUUAUGAACGAGGUGUAUGAGAAUUACAUCAAGACGGCGAUGAAUCCGUUCUAUCGACAGGGAAUGGAGAUCCGGAGUCCUGUGUUUCGGGCGAGGGUUGCUGCGGCUGGGAAGAAGUGGUUGUGA
Messenger RNA from Aspergillus clavatus NRRL 1, 564 nucleotides. RefSeq names its product TRAPP subunit TRS20. NCBI's taxonomy places the organism in Eukaryota, Fungi, Ascomycota, Eurotiomycetes, Eurotiales, Aspergillaceae. Gene Ontology annotation, biological process: endoplasmic reticulum to Golgi vesicle-mediated transport. The record is from RefSeq and is a predicted model, not a curated record. The transcript has 2 exons. Gene Ontology annotation, cellular component: cytoplasm; TRAPP complex; nucleus. The coding region runs from base 1 to 564 and encodes 187 amino acids.